Molecule: messenger RNA, 622 nt
Organism: Pogonomyrmex barbatus (red harvester ant)
Lineage: Eukaryota; Metazoa; Arthropoda; Insecta; Hymenoptera; Formicidae
Gene: Ggamma1
Product: guanine nucleotide-binding protein subunit gamma-1
Biological process (GO): G protein-coupled receptor signaling pathway
Cellular component (GO): heterotrimeric G-protein complex
Molecular function (GO): G-protein beta-subunit binding
Source: RefSeq, a predicted model, not a curated record
CUGUUAUGGACAUGGUUAUUACAAACUUGCAACAGCAGCGUCAAGUGACAGAGCAAUUGCGUCGCGAGGCCGCCUUGAAACGAAUUACGGUGAGCAAAGCCGUUGAGGACAUCAUAAAAUACAUCACCGAGCAUGAGCAGGAGGAUUGUCUGUUGGUAGGCUUCUCAUCACAGAAGUCCAAUCCCUUUCGUGAGAAAAGUACCUGCAUUUUACUUUAAGUCUGCAUGCUUGAAAUGAAAAUGAAGAAAUGUAAGGAAGAACCUCAUAUUUACUUCCUUGUAACCAUAUUGAUACAUUAUUUGUAACAUCUAAGGAAUUUCCUAUUUAAAUUUAUGAUACAUAUAUAUAAAAUUGUUGAGCAUAUAAAAAAUUAAAUUUUUAUCUUAACAUUUGCUGUUAGAAAUACUUUUCUGAUAACAUUUUUAAGAUAUACAAGAUAUACAAGAGAAGAAUUGAAUCUCAUGUGAGUUACAGGAAUUUGCCUUAGUUUGUUAUGGCCUAAUCAGAAUUAUUGUAAAUGUAAUAGAAAUAUAUUUGAAAAUAUAUUUUUAUAUACAUGUAUAAAAGAAGUUACAUAUUUGUAUGCAUUUAAAUUACUAGAAUAAACAUUUAGAUGCAGAGU